AUGAUGGCCGCCAUCAUGAACGGCAUCAACGGCAAAGGAAACUACAAACAGACCUAUCUGAUAACUGGCGCCAGCAGAGGCAUCGGCAAAGGCCUCGUAGCCGCCUACCUCCUCCGCCCCGACAGCAUCGUCAUCGCCUGCGUGCGUGAUGUCGCGACUCAGUCAGCCGCCCUGGAGUCUCUCCCAAAGGCAGACACCUCGUCCCUCGUAGUCGUCAAGCUGGACUGCGCCUCGGAAAGCGACGCCUCGGCCGCCGCCUCGCAGCUCCAGACCAAUCACAGCAUCACCCACCUGGACGUGGUCAUCGCCAACGCCGCCAUUGCGACAAACUACGGCCCCGCCUCGACGAUGCAGCUCGAGCACCUGCAAAAUCACAUGAUGGUCAACACGUACUCGGUGCUGCUCCUGUUCCAGGCCACGCGCCUCCUGCUCCAGGCGGCAAAGGCGGGAAACGCAAAGUUUGUGCUCGUCGGGGCACCGCUGAGCACCAUCACGGGGAUGGAAGAGUACGCGCGCGUCCCGCUGAGUGCGUACUGCGUGUCCAAGCUGGCGGCGAACUGGUUGGUGAGAAAGUUUCACUUUGAGAAUAAGUGGCUGGUGGCUUUUAUUGUGGAUCCCGGUCAUGUUCAAACCGACAUGGGAGAUCAGGGGGCGCGUCUCAUGGGCCGAAGCAAAGCGCCUACCACGAUCGAGGAGAGCAUAACGGGAAUUUGCGCGCGGAUUGACGAAGCGACCAAGGAGAAGACGUCUGGCCAGUUUGUGCUGCAUGAGGAUGGAUCAAAGUUGGCUUGGUAG
This is a messenger RNA of Podospora anserina S mat+, 795 nucleotides long. RefSeq lists its product as uncharacterized. The transcript is spliced from 4 exons. The record is from RefSeq and is a predicted model, not a curated record. NCBI's taxonomy places the organism in Eukaryota, Fungi, Ascomycota, Sordariomycetes, Sordariales, Podosporaceae. The coding region runs from base 1 to 795 and encodes 264 amino acids.